Acanthocheilonema viteae is the source of this 432-nucleotide messenger RNA. The record is from the annotation of a GenBank genome assembly. NCBI's taxonomy places the organism in Eukaryota, Metazoa, Nematoda, Chromadorea, Rhabditida, Onchocercidae.
AUGAAAUGUUAUGCUUGUACAACAAUUAAUGCCGAUAGAUUUCUGGAUGACAUUCAAGAUUGGAGUUGGAAGAAAUGGUUUGAAAAUAUUCGUUUCGUUCCAAAAAUGAGACAAUGUGGUGACAAAUUUAAUUCAGAGGAUGCAUUAGGAGUUUAUGUAAAAAGGCAAGCUUGUGAUGAUGGCGUUUGUAUGAAAAUGGCAUUCACUUUCAAAAAUAGUGGAGAAGCUUACAUCUGGAGAAAUUGUGUACUUAAUACCCGAAAUGAAGAUGUACAGCCAGGAUGCACUCAAAUCACUAGUAGCAAAGGUACUUUGGAUGUAUGCAUUUGUGAUUGGCAUCUUUGCAACGGUGUCGUAAGGACACAGAUUCAAAGUUUUAAUUUGUUUCUGAUACAAAUUACCGUUUCGUAUCUAGUGAAUAAAUGUUUUUGA